AUGCUCUCUAGUCGUGAAGAUUUCAGCUAUGCACUUUACCAAUACACCCCCCAAAUUGCUCCAGCUAUCAUCGCGGCUGCGCUCUUUGUUCUAGUGGAAGCCCUAGGGUAUGGCGGACGCAUCUGGUCUCACUUCGACCCCACUGGCCUCCCCGGCUAUAUCAUUCAAUCACUUCUUAUCCUCAUUGCGCCUGCACUAUUCGCCGCCUCCAUAUACAUGGUGCUUGGCCGCAUUAUUGCCCUCGUAGGAGGCGAAACCCACAGCUGGAUCAAGUUGAAAUGGCUUACGAAGAUCUUCGUGAUCGGAGACUGCAUCUCUUUUGUAGUACAAGGCGGAGGCGGUGGCAUCCAAGCCGGAGGAACACUCGACCUUUUACACUUGGGCGAGAAGAUUAUCGUGGCAGGAUUGUUCAUCCAAAUCUUCUUCUUCGGAGUGUUCAUAACCAGUGCGAUCAGCUUUCAUCUGUGCAUCCGGUCACAGCCUACGAGAUUAUCGGGACUGGCUCGCAUACCGUGGCAAAGUCAUAUGGCCAUACUAUAUACGACCAGUGGGAUUAUCCUCGUUAGAAGCAUUUUCAGGGUUGUGGAAUACCUUAUGGGCAACAAUGGCUUUAUACUCAGGCAUGAGGUCAUGUUGUACAUCUUCGACUCUAUCUUGAUGAUAGCAGUUGUUGCACUUUUCAUUUGGCGCCAUCCCGGAACGCUGUUCCUAACCAGCAGCAAGAGAGGUAGCUGGGGUAGAACUUCGGGGGCAGAGUUUGAUCUCUUAGAGAAUCGUUGA
Messenger RNA from Venustampulla echinocandica, 780 nucleotides. RefSeq lists its product as uncharacterized. The transcript is spliced from 2 exons. The record is from RefSeq and is a predicted model, not a curated record. Gene Ontology annotation, cellular component: membrane. NCBI's taxonomy places the organism in Eukaryota, Fungi, Ascomycota, Leotiomycetes, Helotiales, Pleuroascaceae. The coding region runs from base 1 to 780 and encodes 259 amino acids.